AUGGCUGUGACAGGAGUCUUCAUCCUUCCCAUCGCGCCAGGCCAGUCUUCCCCAUCUUCAGCUCUGUUAUCGCACAUCUCGCGCUCCUUUCCCGCCGAACCUCUUCCGUCUUUCCACCUCGACCACCGCCUCUUCGUCGACACCUCUUCGUUGCUCCCCAACACCGACGUGUCUCUGCGUCGGUCACUCAGUAUAUUGACCUUAUCACGCACGCCGACCAAGACGUAUGUCGCCACGAGCAUCCCGAAAGACAAAUCUCCGCCCCCGCCAACGGACCAGCCGGCGCUGGCGGCCCCCGCAUUUACGGUUGUCACCGUCCCUUCGAGCUCUGCGGACUCGUUCACCCAACUCAUCGGGACGAAACUCCAGCCGCAAUGGGCGCACCGGCAGUCCAUGAUCAUCGAUAACGGCACGGCGCUGUCCCUGGAGAACGGCGAGUGGACCAUCCGCAUCGGGGAUCUGAAGACGCCCUCCCGACCAAACCAGGUCGGUCCCAACCUCAGAGGCAUGGUGGUUGAGGUUUCUUACCUUGGGUCCCAGGGUGACGCCACAAGCAGUCGAGGUCCGGAUGAUGCUCCGAAAGACGUCAGCCAGAAAGGUGUGGGCAAAGAAGACGAGGCCCUGCUGCGGGGGUUGCUCGACUCGGUCACCGAUGGCAGCGGCGUGCCCUCGAUCCUCAGCAGCGAAACUACCCGGUCUCUGUUUCGACGCACGAGGAUUCAUGUCAAGGAUAAAGACAGCAGUGACGCCUCGCCGGACUGGGACCUGGCAACCUUGUAUUUGGACAUUCUUCGAGGAUCGAGAAGCUGA
Molecule: messenger RNA, 810 nt
Organism: Fonsecaea erecta
Lineage: Eukaryota; Fungi; Ascomycota; Eurotiomycetes; Chaetothyriales; Herpotrichiellaceae
Exons: 1
Coding region: 1-810 (269 amino acids)
Biological process (GO): regulation of transcription by RNA polymerase II
Cellular component (GO): mediator complex
Molecular function (GO): transcription coregulator activity
Source: RefSeq, a predicted model, not a curated record